UGCUGCUUCGGCCUUGCACAAUAAAUCCAGAGAGCCGCCGGACGGGGCACAGACGCGCAGUCGUCGUACUCCCCGAGACGGGGCAUUGGAUGCUCUAGCUCUAGCUCUACCCCGUCUCUGCCUCUCUCCAUUAUCGGAGACCAAAACAGCAUUCCCUGGUUCUUGGUCCUUGCAUUCUUGGUUCCUCGGUUCCUCCUUCACAAUCUCCUGUUCUGGGCAGUGGAGCAAGGCGUCGCUUGGUUUCUAGAGAGGGACCUGAGGAAGAAAAGCCAUGGUUCUUGAGGAGUCCGGGCUUGCUAGUUCUUGGUAGCCCUUGGCAUUGGCAUCCUAUCGUUCUCGGAGUCCAGGCUGGGUCAAUUCGGCCAUGAGGAAGCACGGGUGGCAGCUUCCCUACCACCCUCUCCAGGUGGUGGCGAUAGCCGUGUUCUCGGCAUUGGGUUUCGCCUUCUAUGUCUUCUUCGUGCCGUUCGUGGGGACCAAGGCCUGCCAAAUUGUGGCCAUGGCUAUCUACACUCCAUUGAUUACAUGUGUUGUUGUGCUAUACAUAUGGUGUGCUGCAACAAAUCCUAGUGACCCGGGCAUUUUCAGUUCAGCAAGGCAUCAGGAAUUAGAUAAGGAUCAAAAGCAAUCCCAAAUGAAUUCAAAUCAUGGUCAUGGAGGAAGGCCAUUAAGUGAGGGUUUUAGUGCUGUUGAUAACAGUGAGAAGCUGAGCAGCAUGCUCGAGAUGAAGGAUUCGCCUUCUUGGCCCAGAUUUUCUGAAAUUCUUUGCUUAAUUUGUUUCCCAUUCUCUUGCCUUUGCAAAAGAUGGCUCCAUUUGGAUAAUCAGCCUUCAGAUCAGAACAUAAGUGAAGAAGGCAUGUUUUUCUGCAGCUUAUGUGAAGCAGAGGUUUUGAAGAACAGUAAGCAUUGUAGAGUGUGUGACAAGUGUGUUGAUGGCUUUGAUCAUCAUUGCAGAUGGCUUAACAAUUGCAUUGGGAAAAGGAACUACAAAGGGUUCUUCGUUCUAAUGGCUUCUGCGGUUAUCCUGCUUGUGAUGCAGUGGUUGUCGGGAGUCCUUGUGUUGAUUCUCUGCAUCGUGAAGCGAGGAGAGUUCUCCAGGCAGAUUGUCACGAAGUUGGGAAGUAGCUUCUCAACUGUAGCUUUUGUAAUUGUUGUGGCAACUUGCACCAUUUUAGCAAUGGUUGCAACCAUACCACUCACUCAACUUUUAUGCUUCCAUAUCCUUCUUAUCAAGAAGGGAAUUAGCACAUAUGAUUACAUCAUAGCUUUGAGAGAGCAGGAGGAUCAACAAGAGGUUCCUGGACACCAAAGUCCGCAGAUGUCUAUUAUUAGCUCGGUUACUGGAUUUAGCACAGCCAGUUCUUUUGGACCACUUCGUCGUGGUUCAUGGUGCACUCCACCACAAUUAUUCCUGGAAGAUCAGUUUGAUGUCAUUCCUCCAGAGAUCGGCAUGCCACAGAACUCUGGCAGUAAGAAAACCAAGGAAGAGGAAGGAGCAAGGAGAAAAACUGGAACAGUGAAAAUCAGUCCGUGGACACUGGCGCGCCUUAACGCAGAGGAAGUAUCUAAGGCAGCUACGCAGGCAAGGAAGAAAUCCAAAAUCCUGAAGCCAAUUGCAAAACAUGAAGGCCCAGACAAUGGCAGUAAACCAGAUCAUAAGCCUAACAACAAGAGACGACCUGACAAAAGAGGAUAUUUCCCAGCUGAACUUUCUCUUGACCCCCUUGCAACUCUAUCUGCAAGUGGUACCGGAAGCAACUUCAGCGAUGCAGCCACGGAAAUUUCCAGCAGAUUAGCCCCAUUACAGCUUGAAGCAAGAAGCGCUUUCCAACCGAGUACUGCAGCAUCCACCAGAAAUGUUGAUUCAUCACCAGAAAGUAGCUUUGGCUCGCCUGAUCUCCACCCCUUUCGCAUUUCUUCAUCCAUGGCUGAUGAUAUGCAAGGAGGCAUGUCACAUCCAGCUCACAAGGGCAUUGAAUUCACAAGAUCGUCAAGUGACGGAUAUGAAGCUUCGGGAGGGGAAGAUAGUGACCGCAUCCCUUCAAGAAUUGUGCACAGAUCAUCAAACUGGGCGAAUGCCAUUCUGAAUUCUGGUCAGGGAGGCACUUCAGCUGAUCUGCACAUGCCAUUAUCUGAAGGCUUUAUUACUAACAUGAAGUCGAGCUAGUUAGAUAUGCCUUUGCUUGCAGGCGGCUUUGACUUGCUGACCAGCUGGACUGGAAUCAUAUGAAGCUGCGCAUGUUGGUUCCUAGAGAAUUGUUGGAUACAACACAGCAUUGUUGGCAAGAAUUGGCUGGUCUCGAGCUUUCAGAUUAGGUUUGGUUGCUAGAUUUAUCUGAUUGUUUGUGGGGUUUUGGAUUAGUUCUAGGUGCUAAAUUUAUCUGAUUAUGUGUAAAACUGCGUUCAUUGCUGGCGUUGCUCCUUACCGAUGGUUUAGCAUUCCCCUGUCGUCUUGGCAAAAUAUGAAUGUGAGGUUCUUGCACAUGUUAGAGCUUGAUCUAGAUUACUAUGCCUAAAUUUCUUGCUGUGAUCCUUCAAAAGAAAAAUCCUUGCUGUGCCA
Messenger RNA from Phragmites australis (common reed), 2560 nucleotides. Its product is annotated as probable protein S-acyltransferase 22. Gene Ontology annotation, molecular function: protein-cysteine S-palmitoyltransferase activity. Gene Ontology annotation, biological process: protein targeting to membrane; peptidyl-L-cysteine S-palmitoylation. The transcript is spliced from 9 exons. Gene Ontology annotation, cellular component: Golgi apparatus; endoplasmic reticulum. The coding region runs from base 365 to 2167 and encodes 600 amino acids. The record is from RefSeq and is a predicted model, not a curated record. NCBI's taxonomy places the organism in Eukaryota, Viridiplantae, Streptophyta, Magnoliopsida, Poales, Poaceae.